AAACAUCAAACACAGGAGUCACGUAAUUUUUUUCCACUAAUAAAUAAUUUCAAAUUUGUCGUUAUGAGCGAUCAAAAGGAGGGAAAGGAUGACAAGGGAGCUGGUCAAGAGUCAAAGAACGAGCUGAAUGCACCACCGAAGGAACCACCUAAAGAUCCUGAAAAGGAAACAUUUCGACGUCCUUCAUCCGAAGAUGGUACAGGUCGCCAGCCUCCUCCCAGUCGAUAUAUCCAAACCACUGAGGACGACAAGAGUACCAAAUUCGAGAAGUGUGCCGUUUUCAUCUGCUGGAUACUUUUUCUGAUUGGGUUUCCCUUCUCCCUGUGCUGUUGCAUAACCGUGGUUCCCGAGUAUGCUAGAUUAAUUAUUUUACGCUUGGGUCGGCUGAGAAGGGGAAUUCGAGGACCAGGCUUAGUGUUCUAUUUCCCCUGCAUCGAUGAUGUGCGCGCAGUGGAUAUGCGAACCGAAGUAACUAACGUGAGACCGCAGGAUGUCCUCACAAAGGACUCGGUGACGAUCACUGUGAACGCAGUUGUUUACUAUUGCAUCUACAGUCCCAUUGACUCGAUUAUUCAGGUGGACGAUGCCCAGCAAGCCACGCAGUUGAUUUCACAGGUCACUCUAAGGAACGUCGUGGGAACAAAGACACUCAAUGUCCUUCUGACUUCGAGGCAGCAACUUUCAAAGGAAAUUCAACACGCGGUUGCUGAAAUUACAGCCCGCUGGGGAGUGAGAGUUGAGCGAGUUGACGUGAUGGAUAUUAUAUUGCCUUCCAGCUUGGAGAGAUCUUUGGCCAGCGAAGCGGAGGCUGUAAGAGAAGCACGCGCAAAAUUAAUUUUGGCUGAAGGAGAACUUAAAGCUUCGAAGGCUUUAAAAGAAGCCUCUGAUGUGAUGUCAGAGAACAAGAUCACACUCCAAUUGAGGCAUCUGCAGGUCCUGUCUUCGAUCGCCGCAGAGCGACGUGUCAGGAUCAUUUACCCCAUUCCUCUCGAGAUAAUGGAGCCCUUUUUGGAUAAAAGCAAGGACAAGGGAAAGGAUGAUGGUGGAGAUGGUGGUAAGGAUGGUGAAGGUAAAGAUAAAGGUGAUAAGAAUAAAGGUGGUAAGGAUAGUGACGGCAAGGAUAGUGCUGGCAAGGAUAGUGAUGGCAAGGAUAAAGGUGGUAAGGAUAGUGAUGGCAAGGAUAGUGAUGGCAAGGAUAGUGAUGGCAAGGAUAGUAAUGGCAAGGAUACUGGUGACAAGGAUACUGGUGGUAGCAACGAAACUCGAAAGGAAGGUGGUGAAGGUGAAGGCUUUUUGUCCCAUUUCUUUUUUAAUGAAAAAGUCGAACCAAAACCAAAAAUUGAGGAAGACGACGAGGGUGACCCAAAUGUACAAAACUCGGCAAAGACCGAUAAAUUAUUAUUAAGUGAAAAUAAUGAAACACGCCAUUCAAUUAAUGCAGAUUUGAGCAAUCAGAGACCUACAUAUGUCGCUGUGAAUAUGGAUUCAAUCAAACCUAAACUUUCGGGCUCUUUUGCCACGGAUGGCAGUGCCAGGGCGAGGGAAACGCCAAGAACAUCGCAGCGGCCAGGUCGAACCGGCGGCCUGGCGUUUAUGGACCUGCAAUCUUAUCGGGACUUCCUGCGAACUCGUUGGUAAUCAGCCGGCGGCUGGCAGUCUCCUGGCAGCAGGACAAUGGGAAGGCCAAGCGUGAAAUGAGCAACAGUCACGUCAACCAAUAGGGCCACAAACUUGAUUGAAGGGCAUUAUCCCAGCUCCCAGCUCCCCAGCUUCAUCCAGUGGAGCGACAUUGACACUGCCAUUGAAUGGCCUCCAAGCGUUUUUUGUGACACGAUAAAAAAAUAGCUGAAUA
Molecule: messenger RNA, 1852 nt
Organism: Drosophila ficusphila
Lineage: Eukaryota; Metazoa; Arthropoda; Insecta; Diptera; Drosophilidae
Product: band 7 protein AAEL010189
Exons: 8
Coding region: 64-1638 (524 amino acids)
Cellular component (GO): plasma membrane
Source: RefSeq, a predicted model, not a curated record